UAUCGGGAGUGCACAGUGUGUAAAUACCGGGAGCGCAGAGUGUGGAUGUAUCGGGAGCACACAGGGUGUCUAUACCGGGAGCACACAGUGUGAAUAUAGCGGGAGCUCACAGUGUGUUUAUACCGGGAGCACAGAGUGUGGAUGUACCGGGAGCUCACAGCGUCUCAGUACCGGGAGGGCACAGCUUGUCUGUAUCGGGAGUGCACAGUGUGUCUAUACCGGGAGCACACAGGGUGUCUAAACCAGGAGCACAGAGUGUGGAUGUACCGGGAGCGCACAGCGUGUCUGUACCGGGAACACACAGUGUGUAUAUAGCGGGAGCACACAGUGUGUAUAUAGCGGGAGCACACAGUGUGUAUAUAGCGGGAACACACAGUGUAUCUAAACUGGGAGUACAGAGUGUGGAUGUACCGGGAGCACACAGGGUGUCUAUACCGGGAGCACACAGUGUGUAUAUAGUGGGAGCGCAGAAAGCUGUAUUAAUGAAACAUACCUGUUGUAUUAAACCCACCUGCUGUAUUUGUGUAUUUAACCCUUUGUCCUCUGUCCCCCAGGAUUGCAAGAACAUCUUCUUUCCAUGUUUCUCUUACAGCUGGGAAUGGAAGCUGAUGCAGACAAACCAUGCUGAUCACCUUUUCAUUUUUUACCAGCAUCAUCCUGUGCAGUGACCUAGUGGGAGACAGAACAGGUAAUAUAGUAGUGGAUACACAGCACUGCCUCCUGGUGGUGGCACUGGGGAAAACACAUUUAAUCUGAUGGUUCUGCAUUCCAUAUAAUAUAAAUUAGGAUCUAACUAACAUAGGCCUUGAUUUAAUAUUGUUAGAUAAAUGUAUAAAAUGAGUUAAUACUUUGAAAAAUAUUUUUAUAUUUUUAGAUACAUUUGUGGCACCCCUCACCCCCUGUUAGGAAGAGGGGUUUCGCCGCCAGAGAUGUUCUUAUCCCCCCAGUGUGAGUGAUGCUGUAGUAAUUUCCCGAUAGCAGUAAUACAAUGCUAGUAGAGCAGGUAUAGCUCUUACCAGAGCAAGCGAUUAUAGCGAUCCGAAGAGCAGAGAUAUAGCUGGUAUAGCGUUCUCCCACAGACAUGAGACCAGGCUCUAUGCUGGGGAUGAACUGGUUUUAAUGAGAGCCACACACGCCCUGUUAUGUAACGCCACAUUCCAGGGGCAUUCCCCGCUGGACCUGAUAGGAGACUAUUGCAAAGUACACAUCUAAAUUACAUUAUCUUUCAAAAAAGGGGAAGAGAAGAAGGGUGGAACUGUGUGCCAAUGACAAUGACAAUGACAAAGCUUUUGGAAAGACUUGUCUUUACCCGUGUGUCUCACUUCCUCAAUUCCAACUCUCUCCUUGACCCUCUUCAGUCUGGCUUCCACCCUCUCCACUCUACUGAGACUGCUCUCAUCAAAGUCACUAAUGACCUAAUCGCAGCCAAAUCCAAAGGUCACUACUCCAUAUUAAUUCUCCUUGACCUCUCUGCUGCCUUUGACACCGUUGAUCAUGCUCUCCUCCUUCAAACUCUUCAAUCGCUCGGUCUCUGUGACUCUGUCCUCUCUUGGUUUUCUUCCUAUCUCUCCCAACGCUCAUUCAGUGUCUCCUUUUCCAAGCAUACCUCCUCCCCUCGCCCUGUCUCGGUUGGAGUUCCCCAAGGCUCUGUCCUUGGUCCCCUUCUAUUUUCUCUUUAUACUGCCUCUCUUGGCAAGCUUAUUGCCUCUUUUGGAUUCAACUACCACCUGUACGCUGAUGACACUCAGAUAUACCUCUCCUGCCCAGACCUCUCCCCUGCCGUCCUGCAACGUGUCACUGCUUGCCUUUCUUCCAUCUCUGACUGGAUGUCCUCGCGCUUUCUGAAACUCAACCUCUCUAAAACUGAACUUGUUGUCUUUCCUCCUCCUUAUACUGAUCCUCCUCUCUCGCUCUCCCUUCAAGUCAGUGAUAUCCUUGCAAGUGCGCUGUCUUGGCGUCAUACUUGACUCUGGCCUCACCUUUGAGCCUCACAUCCAGUUUGUUGCCAAAUCCUGUAGGUUCCAACUCAAAAACAUAGCCCGCAUCCGUCCCUUUCUUAUGCAAGUUGCGACCAAAGAGCUUGUCCAUGCUCUAGUAAUUUCCCGCAUGGAUUACUGUAACCCUCUCCUGAUUGGUCUCCCAAAAAGCCGUAUUGCCCCGCUACAGUCUCUAAUGAAUGCUGCAGCUAGACUGAUUUUCCUCUCUAGUCGGUCCUCUCACACAUCACCCCUGUGCCAGUCCUUACAUUGGCUCCCUGUAUCCCACAGGAGUCAAUUCAAAGUGCUAUCCCAUACAUUUAAAACACUGAACAAUUCUAGCCCCUCUUAUAUCUCCUCAAUGAUCCAUAGGUAUGCCCCUCCUCGUUCCCUCCGCUCUGCCCGUGACCACCUCCUGACCGCUGCUCGCACCCGUACGGCCAACUCACGCUUGCAGGACCUCUCGCGGGUGGCUCAUUUCCUAUGGAAUAGCCUGCCUACUGCCAUCAGACUCUCCCCUAGUCUUCAAUCAUUUAAAAAGAGCCUUAAAACCCAUCUCUUCAGGAAAGCUUAUGGCCUCCCAGAGUAACCUCUACCUUACAUACCUGUCUCUUGCGCUCUCUACCCUCUCCUCCAGCUCUGCUUCACUCCCACCCUAUUUGAUUGAUAUUUCCUGUCCUAACAUGUCUUAUACCCCACCUCCUAUAGACUGUAAGCUCGUUUGAGCAGGGUCAUCUUCAACCUAUCGUUCCUGUAAGUUUUCUUGUAAUUGUCCUAUUUAUAGUUAAAUCCCCCCCUCAUAAUAUUGUAAAGCGCUACGGAAUCUGUUGGCGCUAUAUAAAUGGCAAUAAUAAUAAUAAUAAUAAUAAAAAGGUCAACGAGCAGCACACUUCGUAUAUGGGUGGUCUAACAGUUAGUGAGUUUAUUUGGUAUAUGAACGAAAUAAACAUAAUCCGUUCGGUUCCUCCCAUGUCCCAAACUAAUAGGCGAAAUAAAUAAAGUUUUAUAAUCCAGGGACAGGGUGGUCUGUCAUGAUAUUGACUUAUCCUAUAUUUGUUUAUAUUUUCACAUUUAAAAAAUUAAAAUAAAUGUUCAUCCACAAUAUUAAAUAUAGACCUUAAGAAGGACACAAAGAAAAAAUGUUACCUGCGCUCUUCCCAAAUCCCUAUGGAGGUCAUUUAGUUACUCCAAUGGCCAGGAGAAUUUAGCCCACCUGCCACGUCAAGGCAGACCUCUCAGGUGGGUCCCACACUAACCUUUCACCUUGCUUCCUUGAACUUCUGGCAAAGAUAUCUCUAAUGAGACAGAAAGGGGUAUUUUUUUUAUACACCCCUACAUGGUUAUUAACCCUUAAUAGGAAACACAUGGGAUGGGCAGCAGCAUUGUAACAAAGCUGUGUGAUACAAUAAGUGAAUACAAAUAAAAAAAAAACAAGUCCUGUGCUCAAACUCCCACUACUCUUGGGCGGCAGCAACGUUCUGCGCUCAAACUCCCACUUCUCUUGGGAGGAGCUUGAGCACAUGACUUGUUUUUUUGUCCUUAAGAAGGACAUGGCAGAGAGCACUGUGUACAAUUAUUUAUAUAACAGGGUGUUACUCUCACUCAGGGUGUACUUACCUCUCAUUCAGGGUGCGCAGAGAGUACAAGGCAGUGGCAGCUGGUGGUGGACUGCCAGACUGGACACAUGAAUGUUUUUAUUCAUGGAUAGGAAUAUGUCUGUAUGGCUGUACUACUGUCAAAAUAUGUGGACCACCCCAUAUUUAGGGAAUAAAUCUUAUAGGCAUAUUGUUAUUAAUACGUUAAAUAAAUUGGCUAUAUUGAGGUUAAAGUCUAAUUUAAAGUGUAAUUCAGAAUUUAGCCACAAGAUGUCGCUAACGGAUUAUGUUAAAAAAAAAAAAAUGCCUUUAAAUGCAAGAUAGGUAUGCUCUGCAAAAAAUGUAAAUAAAUAUAUAUAUAGGUUGGCCAGCAUGAAGAUUUUUAGUUAAAAAAUAUUCUCUCCUCAGGAAUUUUUUUAAACUAAAAAUAAAUAAAUAACUUCAUAAAGUAAAUGAGCAUGCUGUCCAGGGGGCGGCUGAUUUAGUGAUGGGCCCCUGCUGUUGGAGUGGUUCCUGUUACUAUGUGGCCUCUGCGCUAAUUAACACUAAAUUAAGGCACAUACCACCUCAAACACUGGGUGCCUGCCUUACAUUAGUGUGCAGGGUGAAGCUGGGGGAGCCGAGUGGCAGGCACUGCUGUCCAUACGGUGUCUGUCUUUAAACCCGGUGGGGGGAGCCGGGGGAGAAAUAUGGCUGACACCACUGUCCACGUGGAGUGGAGCGUCUGAAUAUUGGGGGAGGGAGGGAGCAAGCCGGUAAUGGUUCCUGGUGCCACGAUGGCCACGCUCUGGUGUGGAUCUCUCCCCGUAGAGAUACAGCCGUAGUCUGAAAAAAAGUAUACAAUAUAGUAGUAGAAACAAACUGUAUCACCGCUGUAUGAGGUAGUAGUAUAUCAGUAUUUAUAGGGUCUUCCAUGAUGAAUGGAGGACUAGUAAACAUUGCACGUCCAGAACCCUCUGAUCUGCUUAACAUAUAGACUCCAGCGAGAAAUAGUAAAUAGGAUUUAUUAAAAAUAACAGUAAUACACAGUCCAACUUCCUCAGGGACCAGUAAUAAAACAUACUCCAAAUUAGAAUACAUUCAAAUAGCUGCCAAAACCACUGAGUCCUCUUUAAAUAGCUCUCAUUCCUUCACCCAUUGGCUGUCGUGUAAGUGUGUCAACUUGCUUCCUGAGUGAGGACCAAUUUAUAGUGAUGUUAUGAACUUGCUGGAUAUGUCCAAUCAUCUUUCCUGGCCAAUCCAUGUCAAUCCAUGUCAGCAUCACCUGUGGAUUAGCUCCUCCCUCUCAGCUGAUAGGACAGGAAUCUAAAUUCCAAACGAUGGUAUAUAAGGAAUCCACCUCCCCAGAAUACACCGUCUCUUUGGUGGAUACUUCUACAGAAGCAGUUUGUAGGGCUGUAGCCUGGUCAUCUUUCAACAGUUCUGUGAGGCACUAUCGCCUAGACGUUCCAGGGUCCUGUGCCUCCUCAUUUGGGAGAAAUGUCCUUACAUUAACAUUGAUAUGAGGUCAUUGUUUUUUUUUUUAUCACCCACCCUUUACUUUUGCUUGGGAUUCGCCAUGAAAAAAGAAAAUUGUCAAAUACUUAUUGUAAUUUUCUUUUCCUGGCCAAUAUCCAUGUCAGCAUACUUACUUGGUUACGAGACGGCGUAUUCUAGGGAGGUGGAUUCCUCAUAUGCCAUCGUUUGAAAUUUAGAUUCCUGUCCUACCAGCUGAGAGGGAGGAGCUAACCCUCAGGUGAUACUGACAUGGAUAUUGGCCAGGAAAAGAAGAUUAUGGUAAGUAACAAUUGUAACAAUUUUCUGUUUUAUUACGUUGCUGUAAUAAUAGAAUGUUUAAAAUAAUGCAUGAAUCCAAUGUACCAGCAGAUUAUUUUAACAGUAGUUUGAAUAAAACCAGUUUCAACUUCCAGUUUGAAAGUAACGGAUCUCAUUACACAGUGCUCAUCGUUUGACGCAGGCUUCAUUAUCUUCCAGAUGGCUCAAAUACAAGCGAGGAAAACAUAACUAAAUUACAUGGCGGGCAGAAAAAUACUGCAAAGAACAUGAAAUUGGCAUCUUCUCUUCAUUUAUGGCCAGAGGUAAUGCUAUCAAUAUGCAUAUAAUAUAUGUAUUUAGAAGAUAACUUCACGCUUUGAACAUACAGUGAGAGCUCUGAUCAUACUGAACAUACUUUAAAAACACUUUUAGAAAAUCAAUUUACAGCAUCUUUUUAGAAUAUCAUUUUAGAGCUGGAUUGAUGCUGCAUUUUCAACAUUUUUUAUAUUAAUAUAAAUGGAGAAAGAUAAAAUUGUAUCUUUUUUCUGCAAUGUGUUUCUACAAUUAAAUCAUAUGUAGUUAAUUACAGUGACAGAGAUUCCGUGCUGCCAGGGUUGGUUACAGUGACAGAUAUUCUGUGCUGCCUUGAUUGGUUAGAGUGACAGAGUGUGACGGAGCUCCUUGUGCCCCUGGCUGGGUACCUCCGCCAAGGACCGCUUCCUAGCUGGAACAGGGGACAAACCACAGCACUUCUGCCCACAGUCUCCAUGGCUAGACUGGGGCCCUGGAACCACUCUCACCUGGAGACGAAUGGGGAACUUGCUCUAGACACCCCCAGGCACUGGACGACACUCAGUCCUGGGAGCUCUAAUCCUUACAAGGACUUUCCCCAUUGAAUCCUCCACACUGGAACAGUAAUAAAAGAGUAGCCCUUUCCCCAGUACCAGAUGACACAGUUCUAGGAGUACAAGCUGGAAUACUUUUAUGGCAGCCACAACUGGCUUUAUAUGUAUGUCUCCAUGCAAGGGGCACUCCCUCUGGACCUGAGAGUAAACCACCGUAGAAACAAAUAUACAAUUACACUGGCUCUCAGGUCCAGGACACUCCCAUACAAAAACAGAUAAUCCCUCCUCUGUGCCUGGGAGAUAAUUGGAUCAGGAACUGUACUAAUCUAAUCCAAUUAUCUCCAAGCACAGAAAAAACAUACCUUUCCCAAACACCCCAAAAGUACCCUAAAAAUACAUAUAAACCCCAUAAAAUGUUACAUCCCCUGAUAGCCCUGAUUUGGGUGACCAACAUAUCCAAAAAUCACCAAGAUCAGUUCAGGGGUUCAGGAAUUUCCUGAAAGUCAUUUGUUUGACCGACCGCACGCAUGGUCCCAUGCCCAAAACAGUUCCAAAGAAUCAGGGCUUGCGGUCGGUCUUGUUCGGUAGUUUGAAAACAAACAAACUACCGAAUAGAGUCAAUAGUCUUACCCUGGAGCUUGUUCCCCUUGUUCGUGAGAACGUUUCCACCGAACAGUAUCUUUCUAAGUGUUGUCGAACUGAACGCAGGCGAUCAAGUCCAGUGGUGUUCAGGGGUUUCAGUGUCUGAAAAUAGUUCCAUGAAGAAAAUGACCAAACACCGCUGCCUAGUUUCAUGUGAACAAGAUGACUGCCACUUCGUGGUCGUCCAUAGGAAUUGCGGACACCCAGACGAACACUUAGAACACUGCAGUGGAAAUUGCUACAAAGUAUCAAUUAGGUUUAACAAGCUCCAGGGUGGUCUCCGGAUCGUGCAGCUGUUUGGUUCCCGUACCAUAUAGUCCAAAUACACAAAAGGAGACUUUUAGAGAUUCUAUGCUGCCAUGUUUGGUUACAGUGACAGAGAUUCUAUGCUGCCUUGGUUGGUUGAGGUGACAGAGAUUCUGCGCUGCCAUGGUUGUGUAUUUAUGGCGGUUUGCCUCUAUCCCUAGAGAUAAUCGGGGGGAUUAGCUCAAAUGUUAGAGCGCUCGCUUAGCAUGUAAGAGGUAGCAGGAUCGUUGCCCGCAUUCUUUCCAGGGAUAGAGGCAAACCGCCAUUUUACAUGGUAUAAUAAAAACACAUAAAAAUUCAUAAAUGUAAAACUACCGAAUGCAUUUAAUUCGUAUAACGUAUCCCCAGAUAGCCUAGAUCUGAGUGCACAUUACUACCGAAUAGCGCUCAGACCCAAUGCACACAGUUCAAUCGCCAAAGAGUCAAAGUCUUUCACACUGUUCUUUCGGUAUACGAAUGACUCCAUGGGAUGGCUAUCUGGGUUAAGUCCAUUCGUACAAUAAAAAGUCCCGAACGGACCGGCGUUCGUAUGCCUGAUGAUAAGAAGGGCGGUAGGCGGUUUCAGCGGUGUCCGGUAGAAAAAGUGUCCGGUUUGAGUUCCAUAAGUUCAUCAUCGUGGCGGUGGAGGAGGUAGCCAACACUGUUUUUUUUUUUUUAAAUUGGGGUAGCCCCCAAAAUAUUGGGACGUAUCAAAAAAGAAACAUUUGCGGCCUGUGGUGCAUUUCUUGCAGUCCAAUAACGCCAUCAGGUUUUUAAAACUGUCCGUCUCCACCAGACGGAAUGACAGCAUUUCAAAGGCCAGGAAUUUUGAAAUGCUGGCAUUCAGGGCCAGGGAUCGUGGGUGGGUAGGGGGUACUUCCUCUUUCUCUUCAGUGUUUGGGAGAUGGACAGCCGAAUGCUUCCAUGGGACAGUGUGGAGAUUCUGGACAAUUGUGUACCUGGCCAAUGCUGGUGCAGGAACCCACCCUCCGAGCCACUUGUGAAUGACUGGCCUGAUAACCGUGGAAAUGACCCCUCUUUCUCCUUCUCUUCCUCCUGUGCCACAUCCUCUUCCAUUAUCUCCCAAAGCAUUUUUUCAAGGAGACAUAGAAGCGCAAUAGUAAGGCUGAGAAUGGCAUCAUCGGCACUGGCCAUGUUGGUGGUGUACUCGACACAGCGCAACAUGGCACACAGAUCUUGCAUGGAGGCCCACUCAUUGGGGGUGAAGUGGUGCUGUUCCGCAGAGCAACUGACCCGUGCGUGCUGCAGCUGAAACUCCACUUUCGCCUGCUGCUACUCGCACAGUCUCUCCAACAUGUGCAAGGUGGAGUUCCACCUUGUGGGCACGUCUCAUAUGAGGCGGUGAGCAGUAAGGUCGAAGUUACACUGCAGUGCAGACAGACGAGCAGCAGCAGGGUGAGAACGCCGAAAGUGCACACAGCCGCUGCAGUGAAACUAUGAAUGACUCAUUAAAUCAGUUAUUGUUCCUUUGAUCGUUCCAUCUGUUACUUGGAUAAUGUAACGGAUCGAAGGGCACCCCGACUGGGUACCUCCGUUGAAGGAUGCUCCUAGCGCUUCCUGAGGACUCCAAGCACUGCAGCAGACACCAUAACCACAGUAGACUUCUCCAGAGAGCAAGGCAGAAACAAGCUCUUACAAGAGCUUAGUAGUGAUAUAGCAAGAGAGUAUGACAAGCAUAGCAAUCCCUUGUAGCAGAUUCCCCCAGUAAGAGACGGCACUUCAAAUUGAGGGUGAAGUAGAACUGAAGCUUUUAAUCAAACACUCUGCUUCCAUGCACAUUUUACACACAUAGUACUGCCCACAGGGUUUUGCAGAACAACCAAUCAAUACGUACAAUACACUCAGAUACUCCCACACAAGAAAAUACACAGUUUUACACUGUGGCGAAACCAACCUCGCCACUGUGAACUGGAGAAGCCUGGUUGCUCGCCUGCUCCCUUUGGACUAUGGCCCUGCAGGUUAAACCGUUUAUUUCCCCUGCAGAAAGGCUUAUUUGUGUGAUCUGAGUGCCAUUCAUCUAAUAAUGUGCACCCAGAUCCCAGCUAUCUGGGGAUAUGUGAAAUGUCUGUGUGUUAUGUGUAAAUGUGACUUUAUGUAUUUUAAAGUGUUUUGUGUCUUUUGCAACCAUGUGCUUAAUGGAGUCUUGUGUCUGUCCUGGGAGAUAAUUGAAUUACUUAUCUCCAGGAUAGAAGACUCUGAAACUGGUUUGGGCCAGAAAGCCAUGCUUCAUUUAGUCACAAAGGACUUUUUACUAACUUUUGAACCCCUGGUCUGAUUCAUGCCAUUUUUUAAUAUGUUGUUCCUCUGAAUGGAUUGAUUGUGAAUAUGUAAUUUAUGUGAAUGUGAUGUAUGGUUUUAGAGUUAUGAAAGUUGGGUAGAAAGUAUGUUUUAACUGUAUGUGUAAUUGAGUUUCCUCUCAGGAUAAGGGGAGGGAAUAUGUGGGAUGUAGCUGAUAUGUGAUUGGUUGUUUUGUAACGCCCUGUGGGCUGUACUAUGUUUGUGGAUUGGGAAUAAAAGAGACUGUAUGUGACAGUACAGGGAGUUCCUGCUUAACCCUCAAAGUGAAGUGUCGCCUCAUUAUUGGGGGAAGGAUUUAUUGUAUGCUGUUCCAGUUUGACUGCUAGGAGAGUAAACCUAUUCGUAUGGUUCCUAUUCAACUGUCUACAGCAUUCAUAUGCUUGAGAGGAUUCAUAUGCUUCUCCGGUUCGGUGGUUGUGGUGUCUGCUGCAGUGCUUGGAGUCCUCAGGAAGCGCUAGGAGCAUCUUUCAACGGAGGUACCCAGUCGGGGUGCCAGGCGAUCCGUUACAUCGGUGGCAAGCGGUGGGAUGGCGUCCUAGUGCGAGGUAAAGCAGCUCGGAGACACAGUUCGUGGAUUUACAAAUUGAGGGCAACGCUAGUACCCGUACAGCGACCCUAUCUACAAAAGAACUAACUUCAGCAGAGCAAGCAUGGCGUAUGACUACACUCAGGAGGAGUUUGACAGAGAGGUUAAUGAGGUGCUGUCUACCUUUGGACCCAACCCCCAGAGAGAGCCGUGCAGCUCACCAGGAAACUAGUAGGAGAAUACCUGCAAUCUCUAGUAGAUUUGGCCAAAAAGGAGUCCCAGGGAGCCAAAGGUGUCGUCCUUCCUCCCCAGCGGCAGUGUGAGUCCCAGGGAGCCAAAGGUGUCGUUCUUCCUCCCCAGCGGCAGUGUGUGUACCAGGGAGCUGAAGGUGCCGUCCUUCCUCCCCAGCGGCAGUGUGUACCCCAGGGAGUUGAAGGUGUUGUCCUUCCUCCCCAGCGGCAGUGUGAGUCCCAGGGAGCCAAAGGUGCCGUCCUUCCUCCCCAGCGGCAGUGUGUAUCCCAGGGAGCUGAAGGUGUCGUCCUUCCUCCCCAGCGGCAGUGUGUGUCCCAGGGAGCUGAAGGUGCCGUCCUUCCUCCCCAGCGGCAGUGUGAGUCCCAGGGAGCCAAAGGUGUCGUCCUUCCUCCCCAGCGGCAGUGUGUACCCCAGGGAGCAGAAGGUGCCGCCCUUCCUCCCCAGCGGCAGUGUGUAUCCCAGGGAGCUGAAGGUACCGUCCUUCCUCCCCAGCGGCAGUGUGUCCUGCAGGAAGCGGAGACAGUCGGUCUCGCUCCCCAGCAGCAGGACAAUAUAUUAAAAGGGGAGACAGUUGGUCCCCCCCUCCAACAGCAGAGAGUGUUCCAGGGAGAGGAACCAGUUAUCACCUCUCCCCAGCAACAGGACAAAUUAUUGAAAGGGGAGACAGUCGGUCUCCCCCUUCAACAGCAGAGAGUGUGUCAGGGAGAGGAGCUUGUUAUCCCCUCUCCCCAGCGGCUGAAAGUAUGUAUGGGAGAGGAGCUUGUUACCCCCUCUCCCCAGCGGCAGCUUAGCCCACCAAGGGGAGACAGUAAUCUCCACAACAGUGCAGAUGGGACAGUCUCUGCACAUGCACCACCGGGGGUAGGGACAGUCGGUCCUGUCCCCCAGCAGCAGGACUGUUUAGGCAAAGGGGAGACAGUCUGUCUCCCCCUCCCACAACCAGGCUCCCACCAGGCUACUUCCGUGGUAGCACUGGCAUCAGGGCAGAGUACCGCUGGUCUCUGCCCACUCAGCAACCCACCAAGGCAGCCCAACAGUUGCCCACACAGUCGUGGUGAGGCACCUGGACAUGGACAAAGUUCUCCUCUACCCAGGUGUAGUAACCAGUUAUUGUGGGUGGGCUGUACUGCUGUUUCUGUUUUGUGGGUGGGUUGCUGGACUAACCAGGGCACUGACCGGCGGGAGGUCAGAUACCUUGUUAGUCUAGUUGGUAAAGGGGAGAAGUGUGGCGAAACCAACCUCGCCACUGUGAACUGGAGAAGCCUGGUUGCUCGCCUGCUCCCUUUGGACUAUGGCCCUGCAGGUUAAACCGUUUAUUUCCCCUGCAGAAAGGCUUAUUUGUUUGAUCUGAGUGCCAUUCAUCUAAUAAUGUGCACUCAGAUCCCAGCUAUCUGGGGAUAUGUGAAAUGUCUGUGUGUUAUGUGUAAAUGUGACUUUAUGUAUUUUAAAGUGUUUUGUGUCUUUUUGCAACCAUGUGCUUAAUGGAGUCUUGUGUCUAUCCUGGGAGAUAAUUGAAUUACUCUCCAGGAUAGAAGACUCUGAAACUGGUUUGGGCCAGAAAGCCAUGCUUCAUUUAGUCACAAAGGACUUUUUACUAACUUUUGAACCCCUGGUCUGAUUCAUGCCAUUUUUAAUAUGUUGUUCCCCUGAAUGGAUUGAUUGUGAAUAUGUAAUUUUAUGUGAAUGUGAUGUAUGGUUUUAGAGUUAUGAAAGUUGGGUAGAAAGUAUGUUUUAACUGUAUGUGUAAUUGAGUUUCCUCUCAGGAUAAGGGGAGGGAAUAUGUGGGAUGUAGCUGAUAUGUGAUUGGUUGUUUUGUAACGCCCUGUGGGCUGUACUAUGUUUGUGGAAUGGGAAUAAAAGAGACUGUAUGUGACAGUACAGAGACUUCCUGUUUUAACCCUCAAAGUGAAGUGUCAUCUCAUUAUUGGGGGAAGGAUUUAUUGUAUGCUGUUCCAGUUUGACUGCUAGGAGAGUAAACCUAUUCGUAUGGUUCCUAUUCAACUGUCUACAGCAUUCAUAUGCUUGAGAGAAGGUAUACGCUUCUCUGGUUCGGUGAUUGUGGUGUCUGCUGCAGUGCUUGGAGUCCUCAGGAAGCGCUAGGAGCAUCCUUCAACGGAGGUACCCAGUCGGGGUGCCAGGUGAUCCGUUACAUACACAAUAUUCAUAACUCUAAAAGUAUACAUCACAUUCACAUAAAAUUUUCAGAAUCGGCAUACUCCAAAUACAAACAUACGUCAAAAUCAUAAAAAUUGGUCCAGUGGGUCAAAAGUUAGUUGGAAAUCCCUUUGUGACCACCUGCAAGCAUGGCAUGGGUGUCGUAAGCCAAUUACCUCCAGCAUACAGAAAAUAGCUCUAUUCACAACAACAGUAAAAACACAUAAAAAUACAUAAUUCUUAUUAUACUUAACAGAACCCCCACAUUGGAUCUGAGCGCUCACUAUAUCCGAACAGUGCUCAGAUGCCACAAACACUGUCAAAUCGCCAUGGGGUUAAACCAUAGCAACAAGUUCCAACUGGUCUGGGACAACGCCCUGCUGGAGAACAAUAGACAGGAAACGGGGGAGGAGCACACCUUCUCAUGUAUUCAAAGGAGCAGAAAAAGUGUUUCAAAAUCCAAUAAGCCCAAAUAAUGUCUUUAAAGGGCAAUACAUCCCAGGGGCCAUAGUCACAUGGUAGGAGGCUGGCAAUCAGUCUUCUCCAAUGCCCAGUGGCGAGGUCGGUUUCACCACACUGUGUUAAUUCUAGAGCUAAUACAUGCCGACGAGCGCUAUGGGAUGGCCGCUCCGCUUUUGUACCCUGCUCCCUCUUAUGCUGUGCUGGUGCCUCUGUGCGACCACCGCCUCUUCCUCCAAACUGCACACGUCACUCGCAUGACCUUCAUUCCAUGUGGGGUCUAGGACCUCAUCAUCCUCCACAUCAUCUUCCACCCACUCCUCAACCCUGCCCUCCUUGCCAAUCUGCACACUGCAGAAAGCCACAGCAGUUGGCACCUGUGUUUUUUCAGCAUGUAAAGUCUGCAAAGGACAUAUGGAAAUUGUUUUAGAAUUGUAUCCAGGCAACAGUUUUCCCUAUAAACUGACCUCUCAGUUUGACUUGUGAGGGUAUUGACCCAGAAUUACAAUAUUGUUUAAGUACCUCUUAGCUGUUGAUAACUGGUUUAAAUAGAGCAGCUUGUUAUCUGGUAGUUUCUAGUGUAGAAAAUAUCAAUCUGUUUUCUAUCGCUUAGAUCUGUUUAACAAGUGUUGUAGGUGUGAAACAAUAUUACAAGUGACAGAUGUAGUAAAUGCGAAUCAAAGUUCCAUUUGCAAAAAAAAUUCUCACCCAUCUUCUGUGGGUUAUUGCAUUUUUAAGAUGUAGACUUAUUGUAUCAUACUAGCCAUGCACAGGUAGAUUGUCUGGCACAUUGUUUUGGUGUUUGGUUUUUAACUUUGUAGUUGUGUCAUUACACAAUAUCUAAAUGUAUAUUAAUGCUUCUGUAUAAGAAUUUGAAUGUUUAAAAAUGUGCUGUAACCACAGUAUUUGACGGUUCUAUUUGACUCUCAGAUAUGAAGUGCAGGCCCCAAAUUUAUUUUUAGCACCUAAAGAAUUUGAAUGUUUAAAACUGCAAUGUAAGCACAGUAUUUGACGGUUCUAUUUGAGUCUCAGAUAUGAAGUGCUGACCCAAAUUUUACUUUUUAGCACCUAAAAAAUUUGAAUGUUUAUAAAUGCGCUGUAACCACAGUAUUUGACAGUUCUAUUUGACUCUCAGAUAUGAAGUGCAGCGCAGGCCGCAAAUGUACUAUUUAGCACCAAAAAGUUAGAUUUUUUAAACCAACAAUGUAACAGUAGUAUUUAAGGGUUUUAUUGGACUGCAAGAAAUGCAGUACGCAAAUGUACUAUUUAGCACCAAAAAAAUUGCAGUAUUUAAAAAUGUCUAGAUAUUGCCCACUGAGCUACCAGAACAGGAUUAAAGUAAUGUGCCUGGCACACAUGCAGUUGCAAGUGCACUGCACUCUCUGUGGCACUGUGCUCAGGGCAGGUUACAAAACUGUAGUAUAGCACCCACAAAAAUAAUCACUGUAGUUUGCAGAACUCCAACCCGAACAUACACUGAUAUGUCCGUGUUCGGGUCCGGGGUCCAAAAAUCGUAAUGUUCGGUACGAACCCGAACUUUACAGUCCGGGUUCGCUCAACUCUAGUCAGGAAUAUAUGUUUGUAUUCCUGACACUAUAGUGUUCCUUUAAUCAAAUUAAAGGAACAUUCUGGUGACCAUAACAACUUCAUCUAAAUGAAAAUACUAUGAUGCAAGGAGGCCCCUGGGCGCUCUCUUUCCUUUAAGGGGUUAAACCGCUCUCAUAUGGUUUACGCCCAAAGGCUUCCUCCAACUCCAGAGCUCCAGGUCGCUCAGUGGUAUUCGGCUUCUUAAAAGGAGCGUCAGGAAGUGCAGAUUGAUGUCAGGCAUGGGUGCCACUGAUUGGCUAGAGGGGUCAGCUGACGCUCUAAGCCAAUCGCUAGUUCCUGAUUCAUAAAAAUGUUUUACGUUUUUAUGAAUGGGGAGCUACUGAUUGGCUUAGAGUGCCAGCUGACCGCUCUAGUCAAUCAGCGACACCCCUACCCAGCGGCCCUCUGUGCUUCCUGACACUCAGUAAAUAAAAGUGAACACAUUAACACUGAUAUUGUUUUUACCUGGGGAGAUGAAAAGGUCCAAAGUUUCCCUGCCAGGCCCAGGUACCAAAGCCUUAUGAUGUGAUGUCCAGAAUGAAGUGCUCCAAUCUCAUUUUCUUCUCCUUCAUUUGACACAUUCUUCUUUUUCUUCUGACACAGUCUUUUCUCCUCCUUGGCUCCUUCUGCUCCUUUACCUUUCUGCUACUUUCUGCUUAUUUUGCGCCCUUCUGCUCCUUUCUCUUUCUGAUCCCUUUCUUCUCCUUGCAAGCCCUUCCUGCAUCUUGCUGCCUCUUCCUGCUCAUUGCAGACCCUUCCUGCUUCUUGCAGACCCUUCCAGCUUCUUGCAGCCCCUUGCUGCCCCUUUCUGUUCCUUCUGAUUCUUUCUGCACCUCCCUGCUCCUUGCUGCCCCUUCUUUCUCCUUGCUGCCGCUUUCUGCUGCUUGUAGACAUUUCCUGCUUCUUGCUGCCUCUUCCUACUCCUUGCUGACCCCCCUUGCUCCUUGCUGCUUCUUUCUGCUCCUUUACCAUUGUGCUCCUUCUGUCCCUUCCUGCCCCUUUCUGCUCAUUGCUGACCAUUCCUGCUUCUUGCUGCCCUUCCUGCUUCUUUCUGCCCCUUCCAGCUUCUUGCAGCCCCUUGCUGACCCUUUCUCUUCCUUCUCCUACUUUAACUUUGUGCUCCUUCUGAUUCUUUCUGCCCCUUCCUGCUCCUUUCCCCCUUCCUGAUCCCUUCUGCUCCUGUCUGCCCCUUCUUUCUCAUUGCUGCCCCUUCCUGCUCCUUGCAGACCCUUCCUGCUUCUUGCUGCCUCUUCCUACUCCCUGUUGACCCCUCUUGCUCCUUGCUGACCCUUCCUACUCCUUGGUCACCCCUCCUGCUCCUUGCAGACCGUCCCUACCCAUUUCUGCUGCCCCUUCCUACUCCUUGCUGACCCCUCCUGCCCUCUGCAGACCCUUCCUACUCCUUACUGAUCCUCCUGCCCCUUGCAGACCCUUUUUACUCCUUGCUGAACCCUCCUGCUUCUUUCUGCCCCUUCCUGAUCCUUACUGACCCCUCUUGCUCCUUGCAGACCCUUCCUACGCCUUGCUGUCCCCUCUUGCUCCUUGCAGACCCUUUCUACUCCUUGCUGACCCUCAUUGCUUCUUGCUGACCCCUCCUGCUCCUUUCUGCCCCUUCAUUCUCCUUGCUGACCCCUCUUGCUCCUUGCAGACCCUUCCUACUCCUUGCUGACCCUUCUUGCUCCGUGCAGACCCUUCAUACUCCUUGCUGACCCCUCUUGCCACAUGCAGACCCUUUCUACUCCUUGCUGACCCCUCCUGCUCCUUGCAGACCGUCCCUACCCCUUCCUGCUGACCCCAUCUGCUCCCUACUGCCCGUUUCUGCAAAUUGUGCACCUGUUCACCUCCUACUUUACCCUCCUGCCCCUUGCAGAACCUUACGGCUCCUUUUACUUUACUUUCCUCUAUGAUGUCUCCCUCCACCCCUCACUUUCCUCUGUAGGCUGCCUCUGUGCUGCUCUCCUGCGGUGUCAUUAAUGAGAGAGAAGCAGGGAUAAGCUGUAGCUUCCUGCCUUUCUCCAUUCACAGCGCCACCUACUGGCCAGCGCCGGUAUUGCAGUGCAUUCUCACACUGAAACAAAAAAUAGCAGCACAAGCUGAAAACUCCAGGGGGGCAAGUGCCCCCUCUUGCCCCUCCCCCCCCCUGCAGACGCCCAUGAGUGGAGACUGGGUGAGCAUCUAACGGAGGAGGGAAGUGAGUUCCACAGGAACGGUGCAGCCCUCGAGAAGUCUUGAAGGCGAGCAUCAGAGGAGGGAGUACAGACAGAAGACAGACUUAAGUCUUCAGCAGAUCGUAAGGGCCUAGACAGGACAUACUUGUGUAUAAGGGAGGAUAGAUAGGUGGGAGCAGCAUUAUGUAGAGAUUUGAAAGCAAGAACCAGAAUUUUAAAUUGAGCUCUAUAUUUUAUAGGAAGCCAAUGUAGGGACUGACAGAAGGGUGAGGCGUGGGAGGUGUGGGCGGACAGGAAGAUGAGCCUCGCCGCUGCAUUCAUUAUGGACUGUAACAGCGCAAGUUGGGAGCACGUAAGACCACUGAGAAGCGGAUUACAGUAGCCACGGCGAGAAAGGACAGUGGAAUGGGCCAGCACCUUAGUCGCAUCUGGCGUUAAGUAGGGUAGGAUGCGCGCAAUGUUUUUGAGAUGGAAACAGCAGGAUUUGGUGAUCAACUGAAAAUGAGGAGUAAAGGAGAAGUCAGAGUCAAAGAGAACACCCAGCCAGCGAGCCUUCGUGGUGGAGCUGAUGGUUUUCAGUUUUGGUCAAGUGGAGUUUAAGGAAGUGGGCAGCCAUCCAGUCAGAAAUAGCAGAGAGGCAGUCAGAGAGACUAGUCAAGAGGGAUGGGGAGAGAUCAAGAGAGGACAGGUAGAUUUGCAUGUCAUCCACAUAAAAAAUUAUAUUGGAAGCCAAAAGGAGCUAAUGAGUUUACCAAGGGAGGCAGUAUAGAUGGAGAACAUUAGGGGACCAAGGACUGAACCUUGGGGGACACCAACAGAGAGGAGUUGGGAAGCAGAGCCAGAGAAAGAAACACUGAAAGAGCGCUGGGAAAGGUAGGAGGAGCACCAGGAGAGAGCAAGAUCUUGUAGAUCAAUAUUGCGGAGGAUGAGAAGAAGCUGUUGAUGAUCAACAGUGUCAAAAGCCACAGAAAGGUCAAGGAGAAUUAGAAUAGAGUAGUGACCAUGAGAUUUUGCAGCGAGUAGAUCGCUGGAUACUUUGGUCAGUGCCGUUUCCACAGAGUGCUUAGCGCGGAAACCAGACUGAAGCAGGUCUGGCAGAGAGUUGGACUAAAGAAAGUCUGUCAAUCUUGCUUACGCAACUCUUUCAAGGACCUUGGAUGCAAAAGGCAGUAGUCAGAUAGGACGGUAGUUGGAUGGGGAGUUAGGGUCAAGGUUGGGCUUCUUUAGAAUUGGGGUUACAGUUGCAUGUUUGAAGGGUGAUGGAAAUAUGCCAGGGGGUAGAGAGAGAUUGAGAAUUUUAGUGAGAGGUAGAGAAAGAGAAUAAGUCAAAGUACGGAUGAGAUGUGAGGGAAUUGGAUCUAGGGAGCAGGUGGUGGGGCGGGAGAACUGGAGCCAAGCAGAAACCUCUUCCGCUGUAGCGGGUGCGGGACAAAAAUUAUUUGUUUGUUUUUUAACAUUCCUUCUGUUGGAUAAAAACCAAAUAUCUUGUCGUAGACCUGAGACUAUGGACACAUCUAGGACAACAGACACCUCAAUCAAUUUAAAAAAAAUAAUAAUCCUUUCAUCAGUACUAAAAAAUUUAUAUAUAAAGAUAAAUAUAUAUAUGUAUACAUCCUCUAAAAAUAUGAUGAAAGUAUUCUUAUAUUAAACAUAUCAGAUGACAGUUGCCCUUUAACGUAUGAUCUAAAUUAACAAUAAUGCUCUAAAAAUGUAAAUUGUUGUUUUACAGUUUAAACAAUAAAUUAAUAGAUUACUACUUCCAUUUUACUAGAUUUACAAAGAAAUAUACAAAUUGACCUCAUCUCAUUUUUCAAUAUUCACAGGCAAAAUGCAAACUGUUGAACUUGGACUUUGGAUUCAAUGCUUUUGAUGAUCAGUACAGAGGUUGUACAGAACUUCUCGAAGAAGACGUCAUGCCCAAAAUUUUAACCUUGGAAAAGGCAAUAAACCUUGAGUUUGGCUUAGCGUGGAACCGAGCAGAGGUGCAGUGGGAGCAAAUAAAAACACAAUUCCGUCUUCCUCCUGGGUUUAAAGAUGAAUUUGGAACUGCAGUUAUAGUCUACACUACUGAUUGGCCAAAAGAGAACCCAGUAUAUAAAGUAUUUAAUGAAAAUGUCAGCACAGCUGGAAAAUCUAGAACUCAUUAUAUCCAAAACUUUCACUUCAAAUCCCUCCACUUCUACCUUACACGGGCUCUGCAGACCCUUAAGAAAACCUCCAAGAGGAGGCACCAAACUUUCCGAGGGACACAUGAUUCUUACGAGGUGUCAGAAUCUGUUCUAAGGUUUGGGAGAUUCACAUCUUCCUCGUUGAACAUCGAAGUAGCCAAAGAAUAUUAUUCUGGAUUACUUUUUGAGAUCGUAACUUGCUUUGGAGUCGACAUCCACAAACUUUCUUCUUUCCCUGAAGAAAAGGAGGUUCUGAUCCCAGUGGCGGAGAAGUUUAUCUACAGGGGAAAGAAGGGUAACAUGCAUGUGAUAGACAGCACAUGUGAACUGUGUAGCUAUUUUAAUUGCGCGCUUUUUGGAGGUAAGUGUAAGUAAGAAUUGAUAUUCAUGGUGUUCCGUGUACAUGUCAACGCGACAAUUAAUGCAAACAUUAUAAUUACAUUUAGAAGGUUUAUUGUAACAGUUUAGGGCAAGCUGGUAUUGUACAAAUGUCCAGGGUAUGUGCUCUCUACAGUGUGGACUCUAAAUAUCCUCUGAAAGACUACACUAGGUUAUAUUUUGUGUCGUUUUUGUUUCUGUUGUUGGAAAAGGAAUGCAACCUUUUACAAAGCGCAGACACCAGCAACGCAUCCCUCGCAAUCCCCACAUUUACAUCGCAAGAAGGAGAAAGGGAUGGGGUGAAUCCUGCAGGGAAAAUUAACCGAGCAGCCGAAAUGAUAUUUCAUUGUGAAAGUGAAAAUGUGUGGGUAAAUUCCACAGGGAAGGAAGUAAAGGAAGUAUAAAAAGAAACAUAAAGUGGCUGGGUAUCUUUCGCAAAGGAAAAGAAAAGCUUGAUGAAGUAACAUAUAAUAAGUUGACUUUUUGCAUGGUGGAAACAGGAUGAGCAGUUAAAAUAAAUCUCUCUUUAUAUAAAAUAUAUUAUACACACUACACAUGGAGGGACUCUUAGUCUUCUCAAAUAAACCUUUAUUCCGUCUUUGUCAAAAAUACAUCGUGUCAGUUCCAGGAUCGUGACCUAUAUAAUGCCCCUCCCACUGAUUGGUCACUUCUCACUUGGUUUGUGAAUAAAAUCAACAUUCACAAGACCAAAAUCGCUGACCUUAAAACAUAGCUGAGUUAGAAAAUGCUCCCAGUUUGGGAACUUUGAAAUCUCACUGUAGAGAAUAGUCUGGUUAGUAACUGUCCCCUACCAAAACAAUCAACUAUUUUUCCGCCAUCGAUCAUCUUUUUUUUUGGCACUACGCCCAAAAAUAUUUUUUCCGAAAAUCCUAUUCCGAAUUAGAAAUCAGUACAAGCGCGCGUGUCCAUUACUUGUUACCUUGGUUUGGGAUUUAGCUGCGUUUUGGAAAUUAGACAAUUACUCAGUUGGCCCACGUUCAGAUGAAUUGCAGUUUGUAGCAAAAUGAAUUCCACGUCUAAUAAUAAAUGAGAAGUUGAUGUUGAGAGAUGAGAGGAAUAAAGCGAGAUGAUAACGUACCAUAUAAAGUAAAGUAACAAGUGUUUAUUAACACUGAUUAAUGGAGGAAAACGUUACUCUCUAAUUUCGUGUUUUGUAUUUUUAACCGUUUGCUUGCCAACAUGCACACAUCAUAACUUGGCCCAUCAAGCCCACUUUGUUCCCGCAGUGACGCUCUUCCUACGGAGAAACAAAUUUUGUGCGAGUUCUCAUUUCUGUCUCCAUGCAUCCACGCAGUUUUAUUUUUCUUUUGUAUUUAACUUUAUUGUCACACCUGCUCUACGUAAUAAAAAUUGUAUUUGUGUUUCAAUAUAUAACAUAACCCAUAAUCCUGUACUGCACAGGGGCAGCGUUAUACUGAGUAAUAAAAUGAAAUGUGAGACCCCUAACCGCAGUAACCACCCAGGCCAGCUGCUGCUGCUACCACCUGUCACCAGUAAUUCAAUCCUUGUCUUCCUACUGAAAUGCUCAGAGAGGAGCUGUGUCCACAGAUACACUGUAUCUCAUUGUAUGUAAAUACUGAGCACUUCAUUGGGAGAUUAUCAUUAUAACCAACGUGUUUAGUUCAUCUAUAUAUUAUUCCUGUAUGUGUGGCUAAUCAUUGGGCUGUUUUUAAUCAAAUACCGCCAUCUAGUGGUUUUUAUUGAUACAUAUGUUGCAUGACAUUGGGUCUUUGACUUUAGAGUUUAUACAUGUCAUUUAAUCUAUUACUUAGUAACUCUUUCUAAUCACAAGAUACUGUGUACAAUGAUGUCUAUGGACCUUCUGCAGUAUCCUUACACUCCUGUAUAGGAAAAAACACUAUACAAUAAAACCAGUGUGAUGGUUGGGAUGGUUUGCUUAAUAAUAAUUCUAUCAAUUAGAAUUAUUUAUGGAUACAAUGAUAUUGGACAUAACAUUCUUAAAGGAGUACUGUCACGUCCAAAUAUUAAUGAUAUUGUUUUUAGUUAUUCCAUUAUUUAAGCAAUUUGUACAUUUCUAAGGUGGGUAAUAAAAAAAUGUAGAAAUCCAACCCUCUUUAUCCUGUAACUGAGCGCCUCCAUCUUAGCUCCCUGUCAAUCAUUGUUAUAAGCUCCGCCCUUUACACCUGGCAGUCAGUAUAGAGAGAGCCGCCUCCAUCUUAGCUCCCUGUCAAUCAUUGUUAUAAGCUCCGCCCUUUACACCUGGCAGUCAGUAUAGAGAGAGCCACCUCCAUCUAAGCUCCCUGUCAAUCAUUGUUAUAAGCUCCGCCCUUUACACCUGGCAGUCAGUAUAGAGAGUGAGUACAGAAAGGAGGAGAAAUGGAACAAGGUUUCUGUUUUUCCCCCUCAUUUGCCCUGGCUUUACUUUGGUAUUUUGAACUGGAUUUAGAUUUAAUUUGCCAGAUAUUUAAUAUUAAUAUAAAGCUGUGGCAAACCUAGCCACUUGGAACUGCCUAAGAUAGAAUGGUUGUGCCUAUUUUCUGUUGUGUACUGCGCGCCGGUAUAGUGUGGCGUCUCCGGCUAUGUUUAAUUUAUGCUGUACUGUGUAUGUCUGUUCGAAUCCUCCCCAUUCGUUAGCAUUGCUAUUAAAACUGACUAAGUUGUAUAUUUUGAAGUAGAAAGGUAACGGUUUAUGUCCUCGUAGUUUUCAUUACUGUAUGUUACAGCAGGGGCUGUUGGGAGGAGGACCUGGAAACGGUAGUCUCCCUCCAGUCCCCUCAACCAAAACCCCUGCUGCCCAUCUUUGGAAACCCCUGUUGAGUGACCUGCUUUAAAUAUCAGUUAUUUUUAAUAAAGUGACAGUUGAGUGACCUGCUUUAAAUAUCAGUCUUUUUGAAUAAAGUGGCAGUUGACUCUCAGACUGUGUUUCGUCUGGUUCUUGGGAGGAUUUGGGAAUAUUGCCUGCUUCCAGCUUUGUACUUGGUUAUUGCAUUCUACCAGCAGAGAUCCUGGGAUUAUAAAAUUGCAGCUCCGCAACAAAAGCUUUACUCCAAGCAUCAUAAAGACAUAAAGAAAUUGCAGGGGGGAGUUUUUUUAUAGCACUGAACCAUUAGUUAUACUUUGCAUAAGAAAUGAAUCCAGAGUUUUUACUUAUGUUUUGGCCUGCACAGAUAAAGCUGUUGUUUUGGCUCCAUCUGGUGGUCUGGGUGCCUGGUCCAGCUAGGGUUAACCCUUUUUUCUAUAAACAUAGCAGUUUCAGAGAAACUGCUAUGUUUACAAUAGAGUUAAUCCGGCCUCUAGUGGCUGUCUCAUUGACAGCCGCUAGAGGCGCUUCCGCACUUCUCACUGUGAUUUUCACAGUGAGAAGGUACCAGCGUUCAUAUCAAAGCAUUGAGAAUGCUUUCCUAUGGACUGGCUGAAUGCGCACGUGGCUCCUGCCGUGCAUGCAUAUUCAGCCGAUGACGUCGCUAUGGAGGAGGAGAGGAGGAGGAAAGCUACCCGCCUGGCGCUGGAGAAAGAGGUAAGUUUAACCCCUUCCUCCCCCUAGAGCCCAGCAGGAGGGGGGCCCUGAGGGUGGGGCAAGAGUAUGUUUCCUGGCAAGUUUAUGUGGGCCGCACAAACACACACACACACACAUACUCACUGACAGACACAGACACACUCGUUGACAGACACACACGCAUACUCAGACAGACACACACAUACUUGUUGAUAGGCACACACACACUCACACACACACAGACACACACUCACUGACAGACACACAUACAGACACACUGACACACACAUACAGACACACACACAUACUCACUGACAGACACACACAUACUCGCUGACAGACACACACAUACUCACUGACAGACACACUCACUGAUAGACACACACAUACUUGCUGACAGACGCACACACGCACUCACUGAUAGACACACACAUACUUGCUGACAGACACACACACACUCACUGACUGACACACACACUGACAGACACACACAUACUCACUGACAGACACACACACUCACUGAUAGACACACACAUACUUGCUGACAGACACACACACUCACACACUGACAGACACACACACAUACUCACUGACAGACACACACACGACACUCACUGAUAGACACACACAUACUUGCUGACAGACACACACUCACUGAUAGACACACACAUACUUGCUGACAGACACACACACUAACUGACUGACACACACACUGACAGACACACACAUACUCACUGACAGACACACACACGCACACUCACUGAUAGACACACACAUACUUGCUGACAGACACACACACUCACUGACUGACACACAUACUGACAGACACACACACAUACUCACUGACAGACACACACAUACCUGCUGACAGACACACACACAAUCACUGACAGACACACACAUACUCAUUGACAGACACACACAUACUUGCUGACAGACACACACACAAUCACUGACAGACACACACAUACUUGCUGAUAGACACACAACACACUCACUGACUGACAGACACACACACUGACAGACACAUACUCACUGAAAGACAGACUCACAUACUUGCUGACAGACACACACUUACACACACAUACUUUUCAUUAUUGCUCCUUACCUUAUGGAGCCGAUGGGGGACAUCUCCCUGGGGUCCUUCUAGCUCCUCACUGCUUUCGUGCGUGGUUUAGUGAUGCUUGGUGCCGGAAUAUGACGUCAUAUUCCGGCGCCCAGAUUCACUUCAGUUGGCGCACGUGAGGGAGCAGUGAGGAGCAGGAACACUGAGCUCCCUCGCGGCCUUCCUCCCCGGCAGGGUAAAUGUUAGCAGAGUAGGCGCCUGCAAUAUGGGGAAAGCAGGGGCCUACUCUAACACUGAGCAUGUACUCGCGGCUAGCCAGGCCACAAAGAUUGUCCUUGUGGGCCGCGAGUUUGAUGUGCUUGGUGUAAAUGAUAGAGAAAUUAUGAUUCCUCUUUAAAGGGACAUUACUUGCAUUAGCAAAACCAAGUAAAAUUGUUCAUACAGGAACCUUUUAUAAAGAGACAUAUAUAAAAGAUAAUUUAGCAAUGCAUGUUUUCUAAUAAUCUGCUAUUUUAUUGUUCUGACAGAGGAGAAGCUUGACGUUCCUGUUUGCAGUACCUCUGGUAAGUAUUUAUAUACACACGUCAGUAAAUGAUAGAAUUGUGAAGUCCCCAGCAGGUACUCAGCCAGUUUGUCCAUCUCCCUGCUAGCGAUAUGUUGCCCUUUUAAGAGUUCUCGAGUAGGGCUGCAUGAAAACUCAGAUUACCAUGAAGAAGGUAUCCAUAGUAUUACCCUUUGCAGAAGUAUUUCCCGUUUUAAUCAGAACAUUCUCAGCUUCUGUAAUUAACCCCGUCAUGAGGUGUCAGGCCACGUGUGUUAAGAUUGCGCAGUGAUUGCCCUCACCGGUGUUGGAAGAAACAUUUCAGGGUACCAUUACACAAUCCAUUUAGAAGGUGGUACCAACACCUAGACUAGAGUUGUGCACACAUGCGUUUCUGUUUACUAUGAACUAAUCAAACGCCUUUUAAUCUGCGUCCGAACAAAUUGAUCUGUCUGGGAUUGAUUUGUGGAGAUUUAUUCAAAGAACAGUCAAGAUUUGUAAUAUUUUUAUCACCAUAAUUGUUUUUUUUUGUAUAUUUGGCAUAAAUUGUUGGUGAAAAUACAUUUAAUUUUAAUUUGUGAAAAUCAUUUCUGUAUUGUUUACCAGAUUUGGGAAUUUUGUGAUCAUGUGGGAAGAAUUAUAUUUUAAGGAUUAUUAAACCUAUAUAUUAUCUUUUAACAGCCGUCUGAUGAACCUACUUGGAUGAACCUGUCCCCCUCGGAGUUAGCCGUGUCAUUUAUCACUGACGUUGAUCUAGAACACUGUGGAUUUAGAUUAUUUUAAUAUUCUGUUAGAAUGCUCUGACAGUGGGCAUUGAUAUUAACGUAAUAUCAACAUGAUUCCAAAACAACCUGCAGAAAAAUUGCUUUGGUUCAUAACAUGUGGUGGCAUCGCUGUUAACCUGUUCUAUGUAUUAAAGUACAUAUAUCUGACCUGCCUUAAUUUACACUUGAAUUGCCAUCGUCCUUCAGUAUCCAUUGCCUGUAUAGAGACACAGCGACUCAGGGUUACAAUGUGUAAAGUCCAGCUCUCGCCAGUGAUGUUCAGAUCUCUCCAUCUUGUCCCAUUGCCCGUGUGUAGAUUAGUAUAUUCUGGGUGGUUGUAGAGGGGGGUUGUUGUCAUUUACUUCACUGUUGCCUGAGUUAGCAAGGGACGCUACUUGUAUGUAAUGUAAAUGUUGUGUAUACAUGUGUGUGUAUUUCUAAAUAAAUGCUCAGUGUAGUGAACAAGUCUCUGUAAUAUUUAUAUCCUGGUUGGAAAUGUGGUAACGAAACGGAAAUUAAUAAAUGAGAAAUAUUUCCACUAUUGCCAUAAAUGCAUCGAUUUUACAGGAUUUGCUCCAGUUACCAUCGAUUAAUAAAACCGUAUGAAUUUAGCCUUAAGAAAACAAAUAUAGCCCAGGGCACAG
Molecule: messenger RNA, 25602 nt
Organism: Pelobates cultripes (western spadefoot toad)
Lineage: Eukaryota; Metazoa; Chordata; Amphibia; Anura; Pelobatidae
Source: the annotation of a GenBank genome assembly